AUGGAGAUGAAAAAUGAGAGAGAGAUGAAGCAUGUGUUCCAUGAGCAUCCCUUGGUGUUUGUGGAAGUGCAAAGCAGUGAAGCUGAUCCCAAAGCUUACUACUGCACAAAACUCCCACGCAUUAUCAAAUUCUCACGACAUCACCACUGCCUUUUUCGCAAAUAUUUUCUUGAAAAAAGAGAGCUUACAAGGAAGGAUUGCAAGAUCUGUUUAAAGGAAGUGAAAGUAGAGCGUGGCAGUUACUCUUGUGUGGUACCAAGUUGCAAUUACGAAGUUCAUGUGAAUUGUGCCUUGGAGGAUAAAAGAUUGUACGAGGUAAUUGAGGAAGAAUGCCGGUGUGAGGAGCUCAAUGCAGCGACGCGGUCUUCCAUCACUCGUGUUAUUGAGGAGAAUGAAGAUGGGGAAGCCACAAAGAUUGAACAUUCCAGUCAUGAAGGUCAUUGUUUGGUGCUAGCAGACAAGAUGGAGGAGGAAACUGAUAGACAAUGUGAUGGGUGCAUGCUGCCAGUCUCAACUCGGCUCUAUUAUUGUUCGGAAUCAGAUCCAUUUUUGUCAAUACACGAAUUGAAUGAAUUUGACUCGAAUUUGAGUUCUUAA
This is a messenger RNA of Hibiscus syriacus, 597 nucleotides long. RefSeq lists its product as uncharacterized. The record is from RefSeq and is a predicted model, not a curated record. The coding region runs from base 1 to 597 and encodes 198 amino acids. NCBI's taxonomy places the organism in Eukaryota, Viridiplantae, Streptophyta, Magnoliopsida, Malvales, Malvaceae. The transcript is spliced from 2 exons.